AUGAAGAGGAACCUUGAUUCAUUUCUCAAGGAGCAGCCCUCAUUGCCUUCUAAUUCACUGGCGCUCUCAACUGUGCCACCUCAAAAAGUUCACCUUACACCUAGUCGAAUUCUCAAGUCUACUAUGGUGACCACUACCAUCCAACUCACCCCCAAAGAGCAGCAGCUUCGUCAUCUCCUUCUUGAUGUAGCCAAGGCUAUAGACGAUGCCGGUCAAGCUUCCGAGCCCAUUGUCCUUCGUUGGGCUGGCGGCUGGGUACGCGACAAGCUGCUCAACAUCCAAAGUCAUGAUAUUGACGUUGCUAUCAACGCCAUGACUGGGGUUCCAUUCGCUCAAGCUAUGUGCGACUAUUGCGAAGGUCCAGAGGCCAUGGCUAAGCACAAUAUUGGUCCUGCGGAUAUUGGUAACUUGCACAAUGUUGCCCGCAACCCGGAAAAGUCCAAGCACCUCGAAACUGCCAUGGUCAAGAUGUUUGGCUUAGAUCUUGAUUUCGUCAACCUUCGGAAAGAGACGUACACUGAGGAUAGCCGUAAUCCGCAAAUGGAAUUUGGUACAGCAGAAGAAGAUGCACGUCGUCGCGACGCGACUGUGAAUGCACUCUUCUACAAUUUGCAUGAUGACUGUGUUGAAGAUUUCACAGGAGGGCUGACGGAUAUGGAUGCCAAGAUCAUCAGGACACCUCUGGAGCCUUUCCAGACAUUUAUGGAUGACCCUUUAAGAGUGCUGCGCCUUGUGCGCUUCGCUAGCCGUCUGCAAUUCACAAUUGAUGAGAAUACACGCAAGUUCAUGGCAGAUCCAAAGGUAUUGGAGGCACUUCGUGUCAAAAUCAGCCGGGAGCGUGUAGGUGUAGAGCUUGAGAAGAUGCUGAAAGGUUGUAUUCACAUAAACAAGUUUCAUUAUGCAGCAAUCACUAAUACUCAAGUAGGGGCUCAUCCAUACCAAGCGCUUGAAUUCAUCGAUAAUCUUCACCUCUUUCACGCCAUCUUCACCGAUCCAACUCAGGAAAACCUCCCGGUUCCAGAUGUCUCGCGGUUGAGUGUUACGUACACUUGUCUUGACGAGCUUCUGCAAGACCGAAGCUCGACUUCUGUCGCCAGCAGACUCAUCACUUCUGUCGAUGCCCCCUAUUUGGCCUGGAAUUUAGCCGCUCUCUCGCCCUGGAUGAUGGUCGAGGACCCUCCAAACCCGCGCAAGAAGCCAAGUUCUCCUCCGCUUGUGGCCACUAUCUCUCGCGAAGGCUUCAAGGCCCCGAACAGGUUAUCUGAUAUCGUUGCUGCCGCCCACCGCCACCGGGAAGAGAUUAUGGAACUGAAGAAUGCCGUUUGUGCCGGGAAGCCGAUGGUUCAGGAGCGAGACCGCUUUGGUAUGGCUAUCCGGAAAUGGGAUUCGCCGGCUGGUACCUGGAGACUACAAAUUUUGAAUGCACUAUUAGUAGAAGCCCUAGGAACUCUCCCGGAAUGGCGCCGUGAUGGAUCAGCAAAGCAAGAAAGCUUUUUAGCAGGCUGGAUCAGCUUCCUCGACCAUAUGGCCAAAUUGGAUGUCUAUGAAGCCCCAUCACUCAAAGCAAUUCUCAAUGGCCGAGAAUUGGCUCAAGCACUCGGCACCAAACCUGGUAAAUGGACGGGGCAGGCCCUAGAAGUGGUUCUUGCCUGGCAAUUCCGCAAUCCUGGUGAAACAGACCCAGCAGGCGCGAUAGAACAAGUGCAGAAGCAAAGGAAAGAGUUAGGCAUACCAUAG
Messenger RNA from Fusarium sp. VM40, 1737 nucleotides. The record is from the annotation of a GenBank genome assembly. Lineage: Eukaryota; Fungi; Ascomycota; Sordariomycetes; Hypocreales; Nectriaceae.